GCAGCUUCAUCCUGGUUCUUUGAGGACCUGAAAGAGAUGAAGGAGAAGUCGAAGAACGCGGCGAAGAGCCGCAGGGAGAAGGAGAACAGAGAGUUCAGAGAACUGUCCAAGCUGCUGCCGCUGCCGGCUGCCAUCACCUCCCAGCUGGACAAGGCCUCCAUCAUCCGGCUGAGCUGCAGCCACCUGCACAUCAGAACCCUCUUCCCUCACGGUCCGAGUGCUGGAUGGAGUCAUACGGACAAGUUCAGUCCUCUGGACAGCAUGGUCAAAGAGCUGGGAUCUCACCUUUUGCAAACUCUGGAUGGCUUUGUGUUCGUUGUUGCUUCUGAUGGCAAAAUAAUGUACAUCUCCGAAACAGCAUCAGUCCACCUCGGCUUAUCCCAGGUGGAGCUAACAGGAAACAGUAUAUUUGAAUACAUCCACCCAUCAGAUCAUGAGGAGAUGACAGCAGUGCUAAGUCUUACCCAGCCACCAUUAUAUUUCUCUCCAGAAUAUGUAAGUGAGCGUUCUUUCUUCCUGAGAAUGAAGUGCAUUCUUGCUAAACGGAAUGCUGGAUUGACAUGUGGAGGCUAUAAGGUGAUCCACUGCAGCGGCUACCUGAAACGUUGUCAGUACCCAGUGGACACGACCGUGUGCAAAUCCAGUUAUCAGACCAUGGGACUGGUGGCAGUAGGUCACUCCCUUCCCCCCAGUGGACUCACUGAGCUCAAGCUUUACAGCAACAUGUUUAUGUUUCGUGCCAAUCUGGACUUAAAGCUCAUCUUUUUGGACAUGAGGGUGGCUGAGCUGACAGGCUACGAGCCUCAGGACCUGAUAGAGAAGACCCUCUACCACCAUGUUCACACAUGUGAUGUUUUGCAGCUACGCUACGCUCACCAUAUAUUGCUGGUAAAGGGGCAAGUUACUACAAAAUAUUACCGCAUGUUAUCUAAGCAUGGAGGCUGGGUAUGGGUGCAAAGCUACGCUACCAUCGUCCAUAACAGCCGAUCCUCGAGACCUCACUGUAUCGUAUGCGUGAACUAUGUCCUUACUAACACUGAAUGCAAGGAAUUGCAGUUAUCUGAAGACCAGAAUCGAGCCACUAAGUGUCCUCUGAGUCUUACUGCUCAGGACCACUGUAGACACCUCAGAACUCAAGCUGUUAACCUGAAGACCAAAAUUAGAUCAGCUCCAUAUCCAGAGGGUAGCUGGACUCUCCCUUAG
Messenger RNA from Nematolebias whitei (Rio pearlfish), 1203 nucleotides. RefSeq names its product SIM bHLH transcription factor 2 (gene sim2). The record is from RefSeq and is a predicted model, not a curated record. Gene Ontology annotation, molecular function: protein dimerization activity; DNA-binding transcription factor activity, RNA polymerase II-specific; RNA polymerase II transcription regulatory region sequence-specific DNA binding. Gene Ontology annotation, biological process: regulation of transcription by RNA polymerase II. Bases 37 to 1203 code for a protein of 388 amino acids. Gene Ontology annotation, cellular component: cytoplasm; nucleus; transcription regulator complex. Lineage: Eukaryota; Metazoa; Chordata; Actinopteri; Cyprinodontiformes; Rivulidae. The transcript is spliced from 11 exons.